Molecule: messenger RNA, 396 nt
Organism: Brenthis ino (lesser marbled fritillary)
Lineage: Eukaryota; Metazoa; Arthropoda; Insecta; Lepidoptera; Nymphalidae
Source: the annotation of a GenBank genome assembly
AUGUUGAUAGAUUCGGGUACGUUUCUUCUAGCUAUUGCGGGAUCACUCGCUGGAGUGCGCACACGCAACACGGGACACUCGGGCACACUGAUCGCGCGCUCUCCAGAACCCCCCCUUAUAACAGCGACGCGUCCCGCGCUCACGUCUACACAAACAAUGGUAACGAUGCUUCGACGGUCGUCUCCUGUAACACCACGUACAUUACCCUCUAAGAUCGAGUUCACAGAUAAUGUUGCAAGGUGGAUGGGCAAUGGUGAUACAACGUAUUUCGGGCUCGUUCCACCGGUGACGCAGUACGCGACGCGGACAUCCGGCGACGGACGGACGCUCGGCGCCCGCGCAACCGCGCUUCACGACACGGGAGUUAUCUCGGUAAAUCGUACCGCAGGCGCACUA